AAUUAAAAAGAAAUAAAAGAUUUUUCGCGGGUGGUGAAAUAGUUAUUACAUCAUCAAGUACUUAAAAUAAUAUUUGAUAAUAUAACAGAGACCGAUUGAAUAUUGAAUCUACUCGAUUUCCUUAAAUAUGAUGCAAGAUGACGAAGGCUGCUUUCCAAACUUCGCAAAGGCUCAAGUGAAGCAGGCUUAUGGAAAAGCAAAAAUUAGUGCCGCUCCAGCUGAAAAGAAGCCAGAUAUCGGAAAGAGUUUCAGUUAUUUAAGACCCCCUAAAGUAUCCAGUGGCACCAAAGUUGAUUCGGCAUCACUCCUAAAGGCACCAUCCGCUAAAAAUGAUUCGCGCCCCACUCAUGCUAGUAAGGAUCCUACUAUUACUGCGGAAGACUCAGAGGAGGAACUAGAAACUGCACAAGAUGGACAUUCUUUGACAUACGCUGAGGUUUGCGCAAAACGUUUGAAAAAGAAGAAAAUCAUUCGUGACACUACUAAGGAACAACAACCAAUUCUAGCUGUUAAUCCCAAGAUGAGAUAUGAUUUAGUUAAAAAUUUUGUUUAUCUACGCAGACCACAAUCAGAGGUUACUUUUAAGCAACGUCCAAUUGGUAAAUUGUACUCUCUUCAGGCAAAAAACAUGCAACCCACGGUUAAGUCCAUACUCUCUGAGUUCUUAUAAGUAGGAUUACAUGCAACCAUUCAAUUUAUAUUAUUUUUGUAGAAAAUAAACCUUAAUGUUUACAAGGUAUAUGUUUAUACGUUUUACGUGGAUUCCUUUUAGGAAUAAAUUAAAAAUAUAACCCAGCGAAUGCUGAAAAUUCCAUUU
Molecule: messenger RNA, 817 nt
Organism: Teleopsis dalmanni
Lineage: Eukaryota; Metazoa; Arthropoda; Insecta; Diptera; Diopsidae
Exons: 3
Coding region: 128-670 (180 amino acids)
Source: RefSeq, a predicted model, not a curated record